AUGGCUUCCACCUCCCAAUCCCUCCGUUUCCUUGGCCCUGCUUCGUCUACUUGCCCCAGUGGCGGAAGCUUUGAUGCACUUAAUCGCAUUCUUUCAGACCUAUGUACACGUGGCAGUCCCAAGGAGGGUGCUACUUUGGCUCUGAAAAAACAUUUGGAGGAGGAAGCUCGUGAUCUUAGCGGAGAAGCCUUUUCUCGUUUCAUGGACCAGUUGUAUGAUCGAAUUUCCUCUCUCUUACAUAGUAAUGAUGUUGCUGAAAACUUGGGAGCUUUACGAGCAGUAGAUGAGUUAAUAGACGUGGCACUUGGUGAAAAUGCUUCCAAAGUCUCAAAAUUUGCCAGUUAUAUGCGACAUGUGUUUGAGGUAAAGCAGGAUCCCGAAGUGCUGGCUCUUGCUAGUAGAGUUCUUGGCCAUCUGGCCAGGGCUGGCGGAGCAAUGACAGCAGAUGAAGUAGAAAUUCAGGUGCGGAUGGCACUAGACUGGCUUCAAAAUGACAAAGCUGAACAUCGCCUUUUUGCUGCUGUCCUCAUACUAAAAGAAAUGGCAGAAAAUGCUUCCACUGUAUUUAAUGUCCAUGUUCCAAGAUUUGUUGAUGCAAUAUGGGUUGCAUUGAGGCAUCCAACCUUGCAAGUUAGAGAGCGAGCUGUGGAGGCAUUGCGUGCUUGUCUUAAAGUUAUCGAAAAGCGUGAGACCCGGUGGCGUGUGCAAUGGUACUAUAGAAUGUUUGAGGCUACACAAGAUGGCUUGGGGAAAAAUGCUCCUGUACAUAGUAUACAUGGUUCCUUACUUGCAGUUGGAGAACUUUUGAGGAACACUGGUGAGUUCAUGAUGUCGAGGUACAGAGAAGUUGCAGAGAUCGUUCUCAGAUAUCUAGAGCACCGUGAUCGACUUGUUCGCCUCAGCAUAACAUCUUUGUUGCCCCGCAUUGCUCAUUUCUUGCGUGACCGAUUUGUCACAAACUACUUAACGAUAUGCAUGAAUCAUAUUCUUGCAGUCCUGAGGCAACCUGCUGAACGUGGCAGUGGAUUUAUUGCUCUGGGGGAGAUGGCUGGUGCUCUGGACGGGGAACUUGUCCACUAUUUGCCAACAAUCAUGUCUCACUUACGUGAUGCAAUUGCUCCUCGUAGAGGAAAGCCCUCAAUGGAGGCUUUGACCUGUGUUGGUAACAUAGCAAAAGCCAUGGGGCCGACCAUGGAACCUUAUAUCCGCGACCUUAUGGAUGUUGUGUUUUCUGCUGGUCUCUCAUCCACACUUGUUGAAUCCCUCGAACAAAUUACUGAUAGUAUUCCAUCAUUGCUGCCAACUAUCCAGGAUCGGCUGCUCGAUUGUAUUUCCUUAGUUCUUUCCAAGUCUCAUUAUUCUCAGGCAAGGCCAGCGACUGCAAUCUCUCGAGGUGGUACUGCCAAUCCAACUCAACAGAUAUCAGAUCUUAGUGGUCCUGCCUUGGUUCAACUUGCUCUGCAAACUCUAGCUCGAUUUAAUUUCAAGGGACAUGAAUUACUUGAGUUUGCAAGAGAAUCCGUUAUUGUGUAUCUUGACCACGAGGAUGGUGCUACACGAAAGGAUGCGGCACUCUGCUGCUGCAAAUUAGUUGCAAAUUCCUUUUCCAGUGGUGUGUCUGCACAAUAUGGCUCUGGUCGGUCCAAUCGAAGUGGUGGAAAGCGAAGGUGUCUUAUUGAGGAGCUAGUGGAAAAGCUUCUAAUUGCAGCUGUUGCAGAUGCGGAUGUUAAUGUUCGGCAUUCAAUAUUUUCUUCUCUUUAUGAAAAUCGAGGCUUUGAUGAUUUUCUAGCUCAGGCUGAUUGUCUCAGUGCAGUUUUUGCUGCGCUAAAUGAUGAGGAUUUUGAUGUCAGAGAAUAUGCAAUAUCUGUGGCUGGGAGGUUGGCGGAAAAAAAUCCUGCAUAUGUUCUACCAGCCUUGCGUCGGCACCUCAUACAAUUGCUCACUUAUCUUGAACAGAGUGCAGAUAGCAAAUGUCGAGAAGAAAGCGCGAAAUUACUGGGUUGUCUGAUACGCAACUGUGAACGAUUAAUUCUGCCUUAUAUUGCCCCAAUACACAAGGCACUUGUUGCUAGACUUCUUGAGGGCACGGGGGCAAAUGCCAAUACUGGCAUUAUAAGUGGAGUUCUUGUUACGGUGGGGGAUCUUGCAAGAGUGGGUGGAUUUGCUAUGAGGCAAUAUAUUUCAGAGCUCAUGCCUCUGAUUGUUGAUGCUUUACUGGAUGGAGCUUCGGUCACAAAACGCGAGGUGGCUGUAUCAACACUAGGCCAAGUUGUGCAAAGCACUGGGUAUGUGAUAGCUCCUUAUAACGAGUACCCCCAGUUACUUGGCUUACUCCUGAAAUUGUUGAAUGGAGAAUUAGUCUGGUCCACCAGACGUGAAGUACUCAAGGUGCUCGGCAUUAUGGGUGCACUGGAUCCACAUGUGCAUAAGCGAAAUCAGCAAAAUUUGCCUGGCUCCCAUGGCGAGGUAGCCCGUGCAGCUAGUGAGUCAGGCCAGCACAUCCCAUCAUUGGAUGAACUGCCUAUGGACCUUUGGCCCUCUUUUGCUACUUCUGAAGAUUAUUAUUCAACGGUUGCUGUUAAUUCCCUCAUGCGCAUUCUUAGAGAUCCUUCUCUUGCUGGUUACCACCAAAAGGUGGUAGGAUCUCUUAUGUUCAUAUUCAAGUCAAUGGGCCUUGGCUGCGUGCCAUAUUUACCAAAGGUUUUGCCGGAUCUCUUUCACACUGUCCGCACAUGUGAUGACUCUCUCAAGGAUUUUAUUACAUGGAAGCUUGGAACUUUGGUGUCUAUUGUUCGCCAGCACAUUCGUAAAUAUCUGCCCGAGUUGCUGUCUCUGAUAUCUGAGCUAUGGUCAUCCUUUGGCUUGCCAGCAACCAAUCGUCCUGCUCGUGGCUUUCCCGUUUUGCAUUUAGUUGAGCAGCUUUGUUUAGCCCUCAAUGAUGAAUUCAGAAAACAUCUUCCUGCUAUUCUUCCCUGUUGUAUACAAGUUCUAAGUGAUGCGGAGAGGUGUAAUGACUAUACUUAUGUGCUGGACAUACUCCAUACACUUGAAGUUUUUGGUGGGACAUUAGAUGAGCAUAUGCAUCUGUUAUUCCCAGCACUUAUUCGGUUGUUUAAAGUGGAUGCUCCAGUGGACAUAAGACGUGCUGCUAUCAAGACUUUGACAAGAUUAAUCCCUCGUGUGCAGGUCACUGGUCAUAUUUCUUCCCUUGUCCAUCACCUGAAACUGGUUUUGGAUGGGAAGAAUGACGAGCUACGCAAAGAUGCUCUUGAUGCACUAUGUUGUUUGGCUCAUGCCCUUGGGGAGGACUUUACCAUUUUCAUCCCAUCACUUCACAAACUGUUAUUGAAGCAUCGAUUACGGCAUAAGGAGUUUGAAGACAUUGAAGGGCGUUUGCGGAGACGUGAGCCUCUGAUCUCAGGAAUUACCGCCCAAAGGUUGGGCCGACGUGCCACGGUGGAGGUUAUAAGCGAUCCUUUGAAUGAUGCCGAUAAUGAUCCUUACGAAGAUGCUGCUGAUGUGCAAAGACAGCUGAGGGGACAUCAGGUAAAUGAUGGCCGCUUGCGCACUGCUGGAGAGGCUUCUCAGCGCAGUACUAAAGAAGAUUGGGCUGAAUGGAUGAGGCAUUUCAGCAUUGAACUUCUGAAGGAGUCUCCUUCUCCAGCAUUGCGAACAUGUGCAAGGCUUGCACAAUUGCAGCCUUUUGUCGGUCGUGAGUUGUUUGCUGCUGGGUUUGUUAGCUGUUGGGCACAACUCAAUGAAGCUAGUCAGAAACAGCUAGUUCGAAGCCUGGAGAUGGCCUUUUCUUCUCCAAAUAUUCCACCUGAGAUUCUGGCAACACUUCUUAACUUGGCUGAGUUCAUGGAACAUGAUGAGAAACCUCUUCCCAUAGACAUCCGCCUUCUUGGUGCACUUGCUGAAAAGUGUCGUGCGUUUGCGAAAGCUCUGCAUUACAAAGAAAUGGAAUUUGAAGGUGCCAGAACUAAGAAGAUGGAUGCUAAUCCAGUUGCUGUUGUUGAAGCUCUCAUUCAUAUAAAUAAUCAGUUGCACCAGCAUGAAGCUGCUGUUGGAAUACUAACCUAUGCCCAACUACAUCUUGGUGUCCAACUCAAAGAGUCGUGGUAUGAGAAAUUGCAGCGGUGGGAUGAUGCUCUUAGAGCUUAUACUGCUAAAGCCUCCCAAGCGUCCAGUCCGCACCUGGUGCUUGAGGCAACUUUAGGUAGGAUGCGGUGCCUGGCAGCAUUAGCACGAUGGGAAGAACUUAAUAACUUAUGCAAGGAGUAUUGGACCCCGGCCGAGCCAGCUGCUAGAUUGGAAAUGGCACCAAUGGCUGCUAAUGCUGCAUGGAACAUGGGAGAAUGGGACCAGAUGGCAGAAUAUGUGUCUCGUUUGGAUGAUGGUGAUGAGACAAAACUUCGAGUUUUGGGAAAUACAGCUGCAAGUGGAGAUGGAAGUAGUAAUGGUACAUUCUUCAGAGCAGUGCUUUUUGUUCGUAGGGGGAAGUAUGAUGAAGCUCGUGAAUAUGUCGAGAGAGCUAGGAAGUGCCUGGCGACAGAGCUUGCGGCUCUGGUUCUGGAGAGUUAUGAGCGUGCUUACAGCAACAUGGUUCGUGUUCAGCAGCUGUCAGAACUAGAAGAGGUUAUUGAUUAUUGUACACUUCCUCUCGGAAAUCCUGUUGCUGAAAGACGGCGUGACCUUAUUCGUAAUAUGUGGACGGAGAGGAUAAAAGGAGCAAAGCGUAACGUUGAGGUGUGGCAAGCACUUUUGGUUGUAAGAGCCCUUGUUCUACCUCCAACAGAAGACAUCGGCACUUGGCUUAAGUUUGCUUCACUUUGUCGAAAAAAUAAUCGGAUAAGUCAGGCCAAGUCCACUUUGGUUAAGCUUCUACAGUAUGAUCCGGAAACAUCUCCUGAAAAUGUGCAAUGUCAUGGACCUCCCCAAGUAAUAUUGGCAUAUUUGAAAUACCAAUGGUCACUUGGAGAAGAACAUAAAAGAAAAGAAGCAUUUGCUCGGUUGCAGAAUUUGGCGAUGGAGCUUUCUAGUGCCCCAAACAUUCAGUCAGCUCUAUCUACUGGUUCUUUGAGCACUACAAGUGGAUAUGCACCCCUUCUUGCUCGUGUGUAUCUCAGGCUUGGAACUUGGCAGUGGGCACUUUCUCCUGGACUGGAUGAUGAAUCUGUACAAGAAAUCCUUGAUGCAUUUAGGAAUGCCACUCAGUAUGCUACAGAAUGGGGAAAAGCAUGGCACACGUGGGCCUUGUUCAAUACGGCAGUGAUGUCCCAUUAUACAUUGAAAGGAUUUCCUGAUGUGGCCUCGCAAUUUGUCGUUGCAGCAGUGAAUGGAUAUUUCUAUUCAAUAGCUUGUGCAGCAAAUGCGAAAGGAGUUGAUGAUAGCUUGCAGGAUAUACUACGGCUUCUUACCCUCUGGUUCAAUCAUGGAGCUACUGCAGAAGUUCAAAUGGCGCUGGAGAAAGGAUUUGCCUAUGUUAAUAUCAAUACAUGGCUAGUUGUUUUGCCUCAGAUAAUUGCCAGGAUACACUCAAACAAUCAUGCUGUUAGAGAACUCAUACAAUCACUUCUAGUGCGAAUUGGACAGUCUCAUCCCCAGGCUCUUAUGUAUCCUCUUCUCGUGGCUUGUAAAUCUAUAAGUAAUUUGCGUAGAGCAGCAGCGCAAGAAGUGGUGGACAAAGUCCGUCAACAUAGUGGCCUACUUGUUGAUCAGGCACAACUUGUAUCGAAGGAAUUAAUCAGGGUCGCGAUUCUUUGGCAAGAAAUGUGGCAUGAGGGUUUGGAAGAAGCCAGCCGAUUGUUCUUUGGGGAGCAUAACAUAGAGGGAAUGCUGAAGGUCUUAGAGCCCUUGCAUGAAAUGCUUGAAGAAGGAGUUAUGAGGGAGAAGACAACGAUAAAGGAGCGAGCCUUCAUUGAGGCAUACCGCCAUGAAUUGUUGGAGGCUUGGGAGUGCUGCAUGAAGUACAAGAGGACUCUUAAAGAGGCUGAACUUACUCAGGCAUGGGAUUUGUAUUAUCACGUAUUCAAACGGGUAGAUAGGCAGAUUCAGGCAAUGACUACCCUGGACCUGAAGUCUGCUUCGCCAGAUUUGUUGGAGUGUCGUGACUUGGAGCUUGCUGUUCCUGGGACUUAUCAAGCUGAUUCACCGGUAGUUACCAUCGCAUCAUUUGCACCUCAGCUAGCUAUAAUUCAAUCCAAACAGCGUCCUCGGAAGUUGACAAUUCAUGGUAGUGAUGGUAAAGAUUAUGCCUUCUUGCUGAAGGGACAUGAAGAUCUCCGCCAGGAUGAGCGAGUGAUGCAGCUCUUUGGUCUAGUCAAUACGCUGCUGGAGAAUUCAAGGAGGACUUCGGAGAAAGAUUUGUCGAUUCAACGAUAUUCAGUCAUUCCAUUGUCUCCAAACAGUGGAUUAAUUGGUUGGGUUCCUCAUUGUGACACUCUACACCAGCUCAUUAGAGAAUACAGAGAUGCCAGAAAGAUCACCCUGAAUCAAGAGCACAAGUACAUGCUCAGUUUUGCUCCUGACUAUGACCAUUUACCGCUAAUAGCCAAGGUUGAAGUUUUCGAGUAUGCUCUUCAAAACACGGAAGGAAAUGAUCUGGCUAGGGUCCUAUGGCUAAAAAGCCGCACUUCUGAGGUAUGGUUGGAAAGGAGGACAAAUUAUACUAGAAGUUUGGCAGUUAUGAGCAUGGUGGGUUACCUUCUAGGCCUGGGCGAUCGACAUCCAAGUAACCUUAUGUUGCACCGCUACAGUGGGAAAAUUUUGCACAUUGACUUCGGUGAUUGCUUCGAAGCUUCAAUGAAUCGGGAGAAAUUCCCUGAGAAGGUACCUUUCCGCUUGACUAGAAUGCUAGUGAAAGCCAUGGAGGUCAGUGGCAUAGAGGGGACUUUCCGCAACACUUGUGAAAAUGUGAUGCAAGUUCUUCGAACUAAUAAGGAUAGUGUGAUGGCCAUGAUGGAGGCCUUUGUCCAUGAUCCUCUCAUCAAUUGGCGUCUUUUCAACUUCAAUGAAGUUCCUCAAAUGUCCACUCCUGCAAAUACUCAUGUACCUACUGCUGGCGUAAACAGCGAGGAAUCUGCUCCAAACAGAGAGCAGCUUCCUCAGCCACAACGUGGGGCCCGUGAAAAGGAGCUCCUUCAGGCUGUUAAUCAGCUGGGUGAUGCAAAUGAGGUUCUGAAUGAGCGGGCUGUCAUCGUAAUGGCUCGGAUGAGCAACAAACUCACUGGACGUGAUUUUUCAUCCUCAUCCUCAACGUCUACCAGCACUAUGCAACAUCCAGUAGUUGACCACAGCUCCUUGCUCGCAGGAGAUGCCCGUGAAGUAGAUCACGGGUUGUCUGUCAAAUUGCAGGUCCAGAAGCUGAUUCUGCAAGCUAUGUCCCAUGAGAAUCUGUGCCAGAAUUAUGUUGGGUGGUGUCCUUUCUGGUAA
Messenger RNA from Linum trigynum, 7434 nucleotides. The record is from the annotation of a GenBank genome assembly. NCBI's taxonomy places the organism in Eukaryota, Viridiplantae, Streptophyta, Magnoliopsida, Malpighiales, Linaceae.